Haemorhous mexicanus (house finch) is the source of this 1664-nucleotide messenger RNA. RefSeq names its product opsin-5-like. Gene Ontology annotation, cellular component: membrane. The coding region runs from base 1 to 1197 and encodes 398 amino acids. Gene Ontology annotation, molecular function: G protein-coupled receptor activity. Gene Ontology annotation, biological process: G protein-coupled receptor signaling pathway. Lineage: Eukaryota; Metazoa; Chordata; Aves; Passeriformes; Fringillidae. The record is from RefSeq and is a predicted model, not a curated record. The transcript has 6 exons.
AUGUCUGUCCAGUUCUCUGCACAGGCACCCUGGAGGAACAACAACAUCAGUUUUCUGACCAGAGAGGCAGCUGUAACAGAGCAAGGAGAGACUAUCAUAGGUUUCUACCUGUUGGCUUUAGGUUGGAUGUCUUGGUUUGGAAACAGCAUUGUGAUUUUUGUCCUGUAUAAACAAAGACAUCUUCUGCAGCCCACCGACUACCUCACAUUUAACUUGGCAGUGUCAGAUGCCAGUAUCUCCGUGUUUGGUUAUUCACGGGGCAUCAUUGAAAUCUUCAAUGUCUUCAGAGAUGAUGGAUUCAUUAUCACUUCGAUAUGGACUUGCCAGGUUGAUGGCUUCCUGACACUUCUCUUUGGCCUGGCUAGCAUUAAUACCCUUACAGUGAUCAGUGUGACACGCUAUAUCAAGGGCUGCCAUCCUGAGAGAGGUCACUGCAUCAGCAACAGCAGCAUGUCGGUGGCUCUGGUUCUCAUUUGGGUGGCCGCUUUCUUCUGGUCUGCAGCUCCAUUGCUUGGCUGGGGCAGUUAUACAGAUCGCAUGUAUGGCACAUGUGAGAUAGACUGGGCAAAAGCUAACUUCUCUACAAUCUACAAGUCCUACAUCGUCUCCAUUUUUAUCUGCUGUUUUUUCCUACCUGUCACAGUCAUGGUCUUCUCAUAUGUGUCCAUCAUCAACACUGUCAAACUAAGCCAUGCGUUGACAGGACUGGGUGAUCCCACAGACAGACAGAGGAGAAUAGAGCGGGACGUCACCAGGGUUUCUAUUGUCAUUUGCACAGCCUUCAUUAUUGCAUGGUCACCAUAUGCUGUCAUCUCUAUAUGGUCUGCCUAUGGUCACUCUGUGCCCAACCUCACCAGCAUCCUUGCCAGUUUGUUUGCUAAGUCUGCCAGCUUCUACAAUCCCAUUAUCUACUUUGGAAUGAGCUCCAAAUUUCGAAGGGACAUUUUCAUCUUGUUCCAUUGUGCCAAGGAAGUCAAGGAUCCUGUGAAACUCAAACGUUUCAAAAACCUCAAACCAAAGCAGCCACAACCUUCUCAGAAAGAAGAGAAGUAUGCACCAGAAAUGCACCCUGUGCCGAGCCCCGAUUCCGGGGUGGGAAGCCCAACCAACACCCCACCUCCAGCAAACAGGGAAGUGUAUUUUGGUAUUUUUGAUACACCAUCCAAUAACCCCAAUAUUGAAUGUGAUAGAUUGUAAGUUUUGUAGCUGCUUAAUACACACACACACGCACACACACACACACACACACACACACACACUUUGUGUUCAGGAGGACCCUCUACAGAGCAGCCCUUGAGUAAUUUACUAAUUCCCAUUCCAUCUGUUUCUUGCUAUACCACUGAUGACUAUACAACUCAAGCAAAUCAGAUGGUAAAGGGAUAUUUUCCUUCUAUGUAGGUACAAAAUGCUCCAAAGAACAUUAAAAUGUGGGCAGCACACCCAGUGCCAGAAACACUUGAUUUUCACAUGCAUGCAGGAAAAGAAAGACUGACUUCAGGAGAGCCGGCAUUGGCUAGCAAAAUUAACUAAUAGUUUCUUAUCCAAAUUUUAUCAAUUCUUGACUAUAUUUCCAAGUAUUUCUUUUGCUCUUUAACAGUCACAGACAUUAAUGAUUGUUUUAACCCUGUGAUACUUCACAGCCAUGGCUGUAGGAGAAGACUGGC